Salvia splendens (bonfire salvia) is the source of this 987-nucleotide messenger RNA. RefSeq names its product glycosyltransferase BC10. The record is from RefSeq and is a predicted model, not a curated record. Gene Ontology annotation, molecular function: glycosyltransferase activity. Gene Ontology annotation, cellular component: membrane. Bases 1 to 987 code for a protein of 328 amino acids. The transcript is spliced from 3 exons. Lineage: Eukaryota; Viridiplantae; Streptophyta; Magnoliopsida; Lamiales; Lamiaceae.
AUGUUUAACCCUCAAUUCCUUUUGCUAUUCCUUCUCUUCCUCUCCUUCCUCUUCAUCAUCCCUUCUCCCAAACACCUCCAAAUCUCCCUCCCCGACGAGCUCGACGACGUCGCCCUCUUCCGCCGCGCCACUCUCGCCGCCCUCGACGCCGUCUCCGCCAAAUCCAAAUCCAAAUCCAGCCCCAAGAUCGCCUUCCUCUUCCUCACCAACACCGACCUCUACAACAUCUACGUCCACGCCGACCCCUCCGCCGCCGUCGCCCCGACACUUCAAAGUUAUCUUUCCAAUAGCCGCUUCAUCGCUGCCAAGAAGACCCAGCGCGCCUCCCCCACUCUCAUCUCUGCUGCCCGUCGCCUCCUCGCUACCGCUCUUCUUGACGACCCUGCUAAUUCGUAUUUCGCCCUCGUCUCUCAGCAUUGCAUCCCCUUGCAUUCCUUCACCUACAUGUACGAUUUCCUCUUCCGCCACCCUGUCCCCGGCCCGCGCCUGCCCUCGUCUCUUCCGCUCUACCGCAGCUUCAUCGAAGUCUCAUCCAUCAAGCCCAAGCUAUGGGACAGGUAUGCGGCUCGAGGGAAAGACGUGAUGCUGCCGGAGGUGCCGUUCAACCGGUUCCGGGCAGGGUCACAGUUCUUCACGGUGACAAGGCAGCACGCGGAGGUGGUGGUGAGGGACCGGAGGCUGUGGAGGAAAUUUAAGCUGUCGUGCUACAAUAUGAACUCGUGCUACCCGGAGGAGCACUAUUUUCCGACGCUUCUGUCAAUGGAGGAUCUGGAUGGGUGCACCGGGUAUACGCUCACCCGGGUUAACUGGACCGGGAGCGUUGGCGGCCAUCCCCACACCUACGGAGGGGCGGAGGUGUCACCGCUCCUCAUCCACCAGCUGCGCCAAUCAAAUUCCACCACCUAUUCAUUCAUGUUUGCCCGUAAAUUCUCGCCGGAUUGCUUGCAGCCCUUGCUACGUCUCGCUAACCUCAUCUUCACCGACUGA